This is a messenger RNA of Staurois parvus, 301 nucleotides long. The record is from the annotation of a GenBank genome assembly. Lineage: Eukaryota; Metazoa; Chordata; Amphibia; Anura; Ranidae.
AGGAUACAUUAACCACUUCCCGUCGGCCCAUGUAUAUAAACGGCCAGAUGGGAGCAGUGCAGGGGUGGGUGGCCAUUUAUAAACAACCUCUCUGCCCCCUGCUUGUGCUCGCUCCCUGUGUCCUCCAGACACAGUGGAACACCGAUCGUCGUACGGCACCUCUGUGUGAGGUCCUGAUCAUGUGAUCACUGAUUGGCCAAUCAGUGAUCUUCUGACAUCAUUGCUUACUAUGUGUGAAAUCUGUGAAUGAUCACAGAGAUCACAUGGUACAAGGCUAUUCACAACAGCCUUGUACCCUGUG